Vanrija pseudolonga is the source of this 339-nucleotide messenger RNA. RefSeq lists its product as uncharacterized. Lineage: Eukaryota; Fungi; Basidiomycota; Tremellomycetes; Trichosporonales; Trichosporonaceae. Bases 1 to 339 code for a protein of 112 amino acids. The transcript has a single exon. The record is from RefSeq and is a predicted model, not a curated record.
AUGCUCCUCACCAACGCCAUUCUCGUCCUGGCCGCCCUCAGUGCUCCUCUCUCCGCCGCCGCGCCGGUGCCCGACCCCGACCCCGACUCGUACAAGAUGGACUUCAAGGCAACACUCACGGGCAACAUGGUCGCCUGUCGUGCGGGUCCGUGGAAGUCGAGCACCGCCUACCGCCGCUUCGCGCAGGGCGAUGUGGUCAACGUUGCGUAUCGCUGCGUGGGCGACAAGGUCGAGGGCACCGUCAUGUGGCUCUACUCGUCCAAGUAUAAGUGCUGGUUCACGGGCGCGUAUGCCGACUGCAGCAACUACCUGCCGAUUGUCUAUCCACCUCCUCACUGA